Molecule: messenger RNA, 926 nt
Organism: Mercurialis annua (annual mercury)
Lineage: Eukaryota; Viridiplantae; Streptophyta; Magnoliopsida; Malpighiales; Euphorbiaceae
Exons: 2
Coding region: 408-719 (103 amino acids)
Molecular function (GO): zinc ion binding
Source: RefSeq, a predicted model, not a curated record
UAAACAUCCUGGGUCACUAGGCUUAGGCCAGAUUACAGAAAUGUCACUGAACGGACUUUUGUUACAAAAGUGUCACUGGAUUGAAGUUAAUAUUUCAACGGGAUGUCACGCUUACUAAACGAGCUGUUUUUUCUCUUAAACGAUGUCGUUCUAUGCUCACAUGGCAAUUUAUUCCCACAUCACCCCACUAUCAUUUGCCACGUCAACCUAAUGUCACCCUCACUUAACGUUAAAAAAUCAGAGCCAACAGUAAUAAACUUGUCUUCCCUUUUAUAUUCUUCGAAUAAAAUCCCCAAAAUGUAAAGAACCCUAAUCUUCUUCCCAUUCCUAAUUUCUUCGUGCUUUUAUUUUGUCCUUCUUUGAUUCGAGCCAAAAAUUACUGUCAGCCCUUAUUUCUCUACUUUGAAAUGGAACAUCCAAGUUUUAUUCCUAAUUGCCAUUGCAAUCAACCUGCGGUAUUGAAGACAGCUUGGACUCCAGCAAACCCAGGAAGGCGAUUCUUUGGUUGUCAUGGUUAUCAGUCUGGAGGUGGUUGUGAUUAUUUCUACUGGUAUGAUCAAGCUAUGCCUAAUAGAACAAGAUCUCUUCUACUUGGACUGCUGGAAAAGGUGGAAACACCAGAAAAGGAAAAUUACAAGAAGACAUCUAAAUGGACUUACGUGAAAUAUGUGCUGGUUCUUGUUUUUGUAUUUUUUCUUGGAAGAUGGAGCUGCAAUUAGUUUAGGUUGAAUUUAAUGGUUGCAGCUGCAAUUAGUUGUAUUGUUUUAGGAAGAUUGGAGCUGUCAAUUAAAUGUGAAUGUAACUGAAUGAAGUUAGUAAUGGAAGUUAAUUGUUGAAUUCUGAUUCAAAUGUUAUAGUAGGUAACUGUUAAUUGUUGCAUAUUAAGCUGUUGAACAGAGACAGACAAAAUACAAGAGAUAAAAUGC